AUGGCUGCCUUGAUCAAAAUGAUGUUUCCAAUUAUGUUCAUUGUAGUUCUAGCCGGUGUAGUUUCCGCCGAUUUACCUAGUACCUAUCACGUGGUUGGAGACGAUAAAGGAUGGACCUUGAACUUCGAUUAUCAAGCUUGGGCACAAGGAAAAGAGUUGUUGACGCGAUUAAAAAUUUGUAAUCAUGCAGUAUUCAAUUACAAUAAAGGUAAUCAUAACGUAUUGAAAGUAAAUGGGACCGGAUUCCAACAAUGCAAUGCGACUUCUGCUGUCGGGGAAGCUCUGAUUAGUGGCAAUGACAUCGUCACAUUGGCCACACCAGGAAGAAAGUGGUAUAUUUGCGGGAUAGGAAAGCAUUGUGAAGUCGGAAACAUGAAAUUGGUUAUAACCGUAAUAUUGCCUCAAGAUGGACCCGGAUCUCCGGCACCUUCACCCACCGGAACUUCUACUGCCGUACCAAAUUCUGCCGGAGCCGGGAAGAUGUCAAUGAAGUAUGUUGCAAUUGUUGCAACAUUAGCCAUCAUGCUUAUGCUUAUUGUUUAAACACUUCUUUUCAAUUC
This is a messenger RNA of Impatiens glandulifera, 560 nucleotides long. Its product is annotated as blue copper protein 1a-like. Gene Ontology annotation, molecular function: electron transfer activity. The record is from RefSeq and is a predicted model, not a curated record. Gene Ontology annotation, cellular component: plasma membrane. The transcript is spliced from 2 exons. The coding region runs from base 1 to 543 and encodes 180 amino acids. NCBI's taxonomy places the organism in Eukaryota, Viridiplantae, Streptophyta, Magnoliopsida, Ericales, Balsaminaceae.